UCGGAUAACUCAAGUUUUUAAUGCGGUCUGGUCAAACUUUAUUUUCAUUUGUUUUCGUUGAAAAAAGCUGUUGAAAAUAAUUUGUUAACAGGAAAAAUGCAUAGAAAUACUUUAAAAUGGUUAAUAUUGGGCGGCCUGAUACGUACAUAUUUGGUUAACAGCGAAGUAGGGACGAUAAUGGCAAAUCGUGUAGAAAUAGCAACGCCAUUGAAUUCUUUCAAAAAAGCACAAGAAGGCAUUUAUUUACUUAAACAUAAUAUUGAUCCAUACGCCGGCGAUAUGGUGCAUGAAAUUCCUCUAAUGUUGUGGUUAUUGUGGCAUGCCAUGAAUUUAUUGCAAGGUUGGCUGCCGUUGUUGUAUGUGAUGCUAGACUUAAUGACUGCGAUAGUUUUGUAUAAAACUAGUCAAUUAUUUGUGCGUAAGAAGCUAAGCGAACAAUCGAAAGACCUGGAGCAUUACGCCGCCGGUACUGAAGAUUUACAAUAUCAGCCAAUUGAUGAACUUACUAUGCCUCGCUGUGUGCUGUUAGCCUACCUUUUCAAUCCAUUAGCACUGUUCAAUUGUGCAGGUUUAACUUGUACAAUUUUUAGCAAUUUUCUCUUAUCAGUGGCGCUGUAUGGAUUAGUGGACAGGCGCGCAUUGUUAUUUUCGUUAUGCGUUGCACUGGAAGCUAUGCGCAAUAUGUACCCUAUAGUAUUGUUGGCACCAGCUGUUUUAGUUUUUGGUAAAAAGCAAGUCAAGCCUAUUGUAUACUUUUUAUUCCUCUUCAUUAGCAUAUGUAUGAUAAUAUGCUGGCUUAAUUACAAAAUAGUCGGCAAUUGGCGCUAUUUAGAUGGUACCUUGGGAUUCAUCUUCUUCUAUCGUGAUCUCCAACCGAAUAUCGGUUUAUUUUGGUAUUUUUUUACGGAAAUGUUCGAACAUUUUCGAACAUUGUUUUUAAUAACAUUCCAAAUGAAUGCCACCAUAUUGUAUAUGUUACCUCUGACGAUGAAAGUACGUAAAGAGCCGAUUUUAUUGACUACAAUUCUUAUUGGAUUAAUGUCAAUAUUUAGGGCUUAUCCGUGUUUAGGUGAUGUUAGUUUCUAUUUAGCUUUAUUGCCGCUUUGGAAAAGAUCUUUAAAGUUUUUCUCUUUUACAGUUAUGGCUCACAAUUUUGUAGUAUUUUGUCUUUUCUUGGUUUCACUAUGUAUUCUGCCUACGCUGUGGCAUUUAUGGAUAUAUUCCGGUUCGGCAAAUGCUAAUUUUUAUUUUGGUGCAACAUUAGCAUUUUCGACGGGUCAGAUCUUCCUAAUUACCGAUUUAUUAUACGCUCAAGUCAAACGUGAGUUUUGCUUAUAUCAUGGUCUAAAGAUUGUUGUCGAUGGCAAAGACGCGAAAAUUGUGUUGGGUUAAUUGCUAAUUUUUGUGCUUUUGUUUCAUUUUCUUCUUUGUAAACAUUUUUUUUUUCUAAUUUGAUAGAAACAGUAAAUCUUGCGAAAAGUACGCUUUUUUUAUUCUCUCCUAAUUUAAUAAAUUUGCUGAAUAUAUUGACCGUUUA
Molecule: messenger RNA, 1537 nt
Organism: Glossina fuscipes
Lineage: Eukaryota; Metazoa; Arthropoda; Insecta; Diptera; Glossinidae
Gene: PIG-U
Product: phosphatidylinositol glycan anchor biosynthesis class U protein
Exons: 5
Coding region: 97-1392 (431 amino acids)
Biological process (GO): attachment of GPI anchor to protein; protein localization to cell surface
Cellular component (GO): membrane; GPI-anchor transamidase complex
Source: RefSeq, a predicted model, not a curated record